Messenger RNA from Ectocarpus sp. CCAP 1310/34, 2676 nucleotides. NCBI's taxonomy places the organism in Eukaryota, Phaeophyceae, Ectocarpales, Ectocarpaceae. The record is from the annotation of a GenBank genome assembly.
UCCGGGGUUGAAUCCUGGAAGUGAAUCCCUCCCUCAGCCGUAUCAGCAGCCCUUUCGGAAGCUAUCCCAUCAUCCAACGGAAUCAUGCGGCCCGCCUUUCGCGACGCCAUGGGCGGCGGCGUCCUUGGCGGCACCUGCCUGAUGGUCAUCGUGAUGGUGCUCUCCGUGGCACCUGGAGGGGAGGCGUUCCUGCACCCGGCUGCUGUGCAGCGGCACGGUGCCGCUGCCUCUGGGAAAAUGCUACAGCAGCGUCCGGCGGUCAAGACGAGGGGGAUCGGGAGCAUGACGGCGGGAGUUGAGGAGGGGAUGCUCGAUGUAGCGUCCCGGGAUGAAAACUCCUCUGUCACGCGGUCGACGCCAGGACCGCUGCUUCGCGUUCGUUCGUUAUUCGGGCGCAAGGCGGCGACGGCGGCUGCGGUGUCGGCUCUUGUCAGCGCGGGGGCGCCGGGAUCUGCGGAGGCUUUGUUUGGGAGGGGGGGCAGGUCUGCGCCGGAGAUGCCCUCCGUUCCGGCCCUCGAGCAGCAGCUGGAGACCGCCGUCGGAGAGGUGGUGGAGGGCGUAGGAGAGAUUGCGUCGGCAGUAGACAAAGCUGGAGAAGCGGCGGGAGAAGUGCUCUCGGAGAUCGAGGAGGCCCUCGAAGGGUUGGAAACCCCGGAGGCGGGAUCGGAGGGCGGGGAUGCUGUUGGGGGGUUGGUGACGACAACGCCUGCGACGGAAGAGGACCAAGGGAGGGCGGUGGGAGGAGUUUCUACCGUGGGUAUCGUCAAGGACUUGGUGGUUGAAAAUAAAGAGGUGGUGGCUGUGGUGGUUGCCGGGGUGAUCGGGUCUAGGUACCUGCUGGUCCAGAGAGGCGGUAAACGUGGCCGAGGUGGAGGCCGGAGACGACGUAGAGGAGGGGGCGGGGGUGGUGCUGCCCCAAAGUCUCCGCUAGCGGGGAUCGGGCAGCCCCGGGUUUCGCCGGAGGUGGCGGCGGCCGACCUGAAGAAGCGGGCGGAUAGCCUCAAGAGCGCCAACUUUGACGUGGACCUCGACCUCUUCGGCGAUGCCGUGGCCGACUUGCCGGCUAGACCGCCGCCGCCCGCACCUCCCGCUGCGGAACCGUCCCCUUCCCCGGCCGAGGCAAUGAAAGGGGCCGUGGCGGCGGCGUCUGAUUCCGCCGUAGCCGCAGCAGCAGCAGCGGCAGAGGCGGAAAGCGUCACCGCUGAGGCAGAAAGUGCGGCGGGACCCCCGCCGGUGGAGGCUUCUGCGGCCGCCCCCCCUGCCGUUGCGGCCGAACCCGCACCUGCCACUCCCGAACCGGCACCUGCCGCCGUCGCCGAACCUACUCCCGCGCCGUCCACCUCCUACUCCAUCAAGCCCGAGAAAUCUAAGCGCAAGCCCAUCCUCAGCCUCUUCAAGCGGGACACAGGGCCGCAACGGUCCACGACCAUGCAGGAAGCCCUCUCCGACGAGUCACCUAAUGUGGCCGACUUCCGAAGAGGGCUGGCCGCGGUGCUGGCGGAAUCUGCGCCGAAGGGCGAGUUCGACGUUGAGGAGCCCACCUUGCUAGCCGAGGCGACGAUCGUUCCAGAGGACUUCGAAGGAGAAGCGGGCGUUAAGGCUGCGGCUGCCAGCAGGAUGUCAGCCCUCAAGGAGCUAAUGGAGACCGCCGGACUUUCUCUGGAACAGGGCGCAGAGGUUGUCGCCGACGUCGUGAACGCUAUGGUCGUCAAGCUGACAGAUGCAGCAGUGAGCAGCAAGGGCGUGGAUAGCACGGCAGCAGCCUCGAACGCUCUUCUCAAGUACAUGGACGAGGCGGGAGCCCUGUUCGUGACCCUGUGCCCGGGCAUCGCCCUCGACCCCCAGAUCAAGUACAACGGCACCUACAAGAGAGGGAAGCUGGAGAAAGUAUUCGAGGCGGCCGCUAAGAGCACCCUCAAGUCCAUGGGGGACGAAGGCCAGAUGAUGUCUUUGGACAGACUACAGGACCUGUUUUCGAUCAAGAAGUCCAAGGCGGACAGCAUCACCCAGAAGAUCAUGAUGGACCUCAUGAUGAAAAUGAUGUCGGAGGGAGGUGGUGAAGACGGCGACGCAGAGGGUCUCGAGAAGAUGAUGGCCGCAAUGGGCGGGAUGGAGGGGAUGGGAGGGAUGCCCGGGAUGGGAGCGGGCCGAAGCCCAGAAGACCACAAGAGAGAGGUGGAAGCUCUCAAGCAGAUGGUGGAGUCUGGCGAUUGCCCGAAAGAGGAGGUCGACGCUCUCAGAAAAAUGUACACGGACGCCGGCCUGGACAUCGACACGCUAGUCAACGACCCGAACAUGGAAGCGAGCAUGGAUGCCGAUGCCAAGGAAGUAGUCGUGCUUCUCAGGAAGCUGCUCGACCUGUGGCCCAAAAAAUAACUAGAAAAUAGAAUAGCAAAGAGUUGAGUCACUUUGGGCACAAUUGUUUUUGAUUGCCUAAGAAAUAGUACGAAGUGAAAUACAAUAUUUGAAUUCGAACGAUCAGUUCGAUUUGUUUGUGGCUCAAGAGAUUCGCGAUCAGUUCGUUCUUUUUCUGUUGCCCAAGAAAUUCGCUGAGGAAGGUAAGAAAAGUCUUAAAAUUUAAAAACGAAAAUCGUAAAAAAACAAGGAAGACAACCGGUUGAAUGAUUGCCCGUAAGGAAGUUCGCUGGUUUCUAAGAAGGAAGACGAGAAAAAGAA